Ceratotherium simum simum (southern white rhinoceros) is the source of this 2958-nucleotide messenger RNA. RefSeq names its product SMCR8-C9orf72 complex subunit (gene SMCR8). Gene Ontology annotation, cellular component: guanyl-nucleotide exchange factor complex. Gene Ontology annotation, molecular function: GTPase activator activity. NCBI's taxonomy places the organism in Eukaryota, Metazoa, Chordata, Mammalia, Perissodactyla, Rhinocerotidae. The record is from RefSeq and is a predicted model, not a curated record.
CUAGUACCCCCGGGGGCGCAAAGAAUACCGCAACGACUUUGCUUCCUCCUCCAGAGGCCUGGCUUCCCCGCGUGGAUUACCCCCAUAUUCUUUCCCACUUCCUCUCAAUGUUCUCUCCAUAUAUUUGGAAAUAUGAUCAGCGCCCCUGACGUGGUCGCCUUCACCAAAGAAGACGAGUACGAGGAGGAGCCUUACAAUGAGCCGGCCCUGCCCGAGGAGUACUCGGUGCCUCUCUUCCCCUUUGCCAGCCAAGGAGCUAACCCAUGGUCCAAACUGUCUGGGGCCAAGUUCUCUCGAGAUUUCAUCCUUAUUUCCGAGUUCUCCGAGCAGGUGGGACCCCAACCCUUGCUGACCAUCCCCAAUGACACCAAAGUUUUCGGUACUUUUGAUCUCAAUUACUUCUCCUUGCGGAUCAUGUCUGUGGAUUACCAGGCCUCCUUUGUGGGCCAUCCCCCUGGGUCUGCCUACCCCAAACUGAACUUCGUGGAGGACUCCAAGGUGGUGCUGGGAGACUCCAAGGAAGGAGCCUUUGCAUAUGUGCACCACCUUACCCUGUAUGACCUGGAGGCCCGUGGCUUCGUGAGGCCAUUUUGCAUGGCUUAUAUCUCGGCAGAUCAGCACAAAAUCAUGCAGCAGUUCCAGGAGCUUUCAGCUGAAUUUUCUAAAGCUUCUGAGUGCUUGAAGACAGGCAACAGGAAGGCAUUUGCUGGGGAACUUGAAAAAAAACUGAAAGACUUGGAUUACACCAGGACAGUGCUGCACACCGAAACAGAGAUCCAGAAGAAAGCCAAUGACAAAGGCUUUUACUCAUCUCAGGCAAUUGAGAAAGCCAAUGAACUGGCCAGUGUAGAGAAGUCCAUCAUUGAACAUCAAGACCUGCUGAAGCAGAUCCGCUCAUACCCUCAUCGGAAGUUGAAGGGGUCUAACUUGUGUUCUGGGGAGAUGGAGCAUAUUCAGGAUCAGCGGGACCAGGCAGCCACUACCUCUAACCCUGAUGAGUCUGCUGACACAGACCUUUACACCUGCAGACCUGCCUACACCCCAAAACUCAUCAAAGCAAAGUCCACCAAAUGUUUCGACAAGAAGUUGAAGACCUUGGAAGAGCUCUGUGACACUGAGUAUUUCACCCAGACCCUGGCUCAACUCAGCCACAUUGAGCACAUGUUCAGAGGAGACCUGUGCUACCUCCUGACCAGCCAGAUUGACAGAGCACUACUAAAGCAACAGCAUAUAGCAAACUUCCUCUUUGAAGAUUUUGUGGAGCUCAAUGACAGGGUGGUAGAGAAACAAGAGAGCGCACCCUCUAAGGCCAGUCAAGACAGGCCACCUUCCAGGUCUCUAGAAGAAUGUCCGAUUCCUCAAGUGUUAAUCAGCAUUGGCUCUUACAAGUCCAGUGUGGAGUCUGUGCUGAUCAAGAUGGAGCAGGAAGUUGGAGAUGAGGAGUACAAGGAAGUGGAGGUGACAGAACCGAGCAGUUUUGACCCCCAGGAAAGCUUGGACUACCUGGAUAUGGAUAUGAAAGGGAGUAUCAGCAGUGGUGAAAGCAUUGAGGUUUUAGGCACAGAGAAGUCCACCUCUGUGCUGUCUAAGUCUGACAGCCAGGCCAGCCUCACGGUGCCAUUAAGCCCGCAGGUGGUCCGGAGCAAAGCCGUCAGCCACAGGACCAUCAGUGAGGACAGUAUUGAAGUCCUCAGCACCUGCCCCUCUGAGGCCCUCAUCCCUGAUGACUUUAAGGCCAGUUACCCAAGUGCCAUUAAUGAAGAAGAAUCAUAUGCAGGUGAAGGUGAGGGAGCCAUCCGCUUCCAGGCAAGCCUCAGCCCGCCAGAGCCGGGUGAGGCAGAGGAGGGCAGCUUGGAAAACACCCCGUCACAGACAGACUCCUGCUGCAUUGGGAAGGAGAGUGACAGUCUGCGAGGGCAGCUCUCCACUCCAAUCCACACACACUCUGACGAGGACGGAGUAGUGAGCAGCCCCCCGCAGCGCUACAGGCAGAAGGACCAGGGGUUCCAUGUGGACUUUGCAGCAGAAAACGCCAGCCCUUCUUCCCGAGACAUCAGUUCCGAAGGCUUCCCUGCUUAUGAGCUCGACCCAAGCUGCCUGCUGGCUAGCCGGGAUGUUAGUAAGACCAGCCUAGACAACUACUCAGACACUACCAGCUACGUGAGCAGUGUAGCCUCUACCAGCUUGGACAGGACUCCCUCCUCUGCUCAUCCUGCCAGUCCCUCUUCUGAGAGGCAUAAAAAGAGAGCUGGCCAGAACGCCUUAAAAUUCAUCCGUCAGUACCCCUUUGCCCACCCAGCCAUCUACUCCCUGCUUAGUGGGAGGACGCUCGUGGUCCUCGGGGAGGACGAGGCCAAAGUCAGGAAGCUUGUGACAGCAUUGUCCAUCUUUGUCCCCAACUACAGUGGCUCUGUGAAACCCGUGAGGCAUUGGGUCUCCUCUCCUUUGCACAUUAUGGAUUUUCAGAAGUGGAAGCUUAUUGGCCUGCAGAGAGUGGCAUCCCCUGCUAAUGCUGGCACCCUCCACGCCCUGAGCCGCUACAGCCGCUACACAAGCAUCCUGGACCUAGACAACAAAACCCUGCGCUGCCCCCUCUACAGAGGUGCCCUUGUGCCCCGGCUGGCCGACCACCGCACUCAGAUCAAGCGGGGCAGCACCUACUACCUGCAUGUCCAGAGCAUGCUCACCCAGCUCUGCUCCAAGGCCUUCCUCUACACCUUCUGCCACCACCUCCAUCUGCCUGCCCAUGACAAGGAGACAGAGGAAAUGGUUGCCAGCCGCCAGGCAAGCUUCUUGAAGCUGACCCUGGGUCUGGUGAAUGAAGACGUCAAGGUGGUCCAGUACCUGGCUGAGCUGUUGAAGCUGCACUAUAUGCAGGAGUCUCCUGGGACCAGCCACCCCACGCUCAGGUUUGACUAUGUCCCCAGCUUUUUGUACAAAAUCUGAGGUCAGUCCCAG